AUGUCUAGGCAAUCGCCAGAGGAACAUGAAUAUACCCAUUUUGCUAUGAUCUACAUCGAUAGGGAUGGGAAUCUUUGCCAAAGGGCCUCCGAGUCCAUUUCGGAGAGUCGUCAGACCAUCCUUUCUCCUCGGGUCACCGGUGAAUUCCUCCGAGCAGUGGCGAUGUCGAGAGAAACCCACACACAUUCUCAAGUUUCUCCCGAGGUCCAAGUGCCUUCUAGCGGGGCUCAAUCGCAGGAGUCCGUCGCAUAUAGUGGAAUGAGCUUAGGUAGUCAACAGAGACCGUCAGGUCUAGGUCAACCAGAGUCCGCAUUCCGGCCGACAAUAUGGCAAUCCAGCGAGUCCUGGUCUCUACAACCCAGCCCACAACCUAAGAAGAAGAAUUUUGGAGGUCGGAGCCUCAACUUGGCCUCUCAGCAAAAAACCACAAUCUCUGUAAAAGAGAGGGGUCUUAUGCGACUCUACUAUGAGAAAAUAUUUCAAAACUUGCAACAAACAAACUGCCGAAUUAUCGCAAAAGCCUACAUCAAAUUAGUCGAACCGCGCAAACAAGUUAAUUACCCAUACAAUGGACGGAAGAUCGUGGAAGGGAGGACUCAACAGCUCGAUCCGGAGGCAACUAAGCCACCGUGGUGGCCACGUGGAGUGAGCCACAGAGAGCCGGAUCAUCUUCCAAAAGUUGAGCGCAUUCGACUUUUGGUAUACAUUCUCACCGAGAUGCGCAAAACCCACGGAAUCACAGCAGCCAGAUUAAAACAAUGCGAUCAACCCAUUCGUCGUCAAAUUCUCCCAGUCGAGCGUUUACAAAUCUUGGACGAAGCAUAUCGAGUUCGUGAGGAGGAGGAAAGAUUUCUCGAUGGGGUUUCAGACGGGAAACACGUGUGUAUAGCUCGCACCAAUCUCCCUCAAAUAGCAGAAGACACAUCCAGCGGACAAAGCUCGCCAACCGAACCAGGCCCUUCCCAUAAUACCGUCGAGUCCGAGUCCAGCGACGGAAUAUCUGGCAUCGAUAUAACCAGAGCCACCUCCGGAGACCUCCCAAGCGCUCCAUCAUACAAUCCUUCCCAUCCCUAUAACCCAGCAAUGCACAUGAGCCCAAACAUGCAAUACCAGCCCGCCGGCCCUGCUACAACCAUGUCAGCACCAUCGUUGGAAUUGCGACCAAAACACGAACCACUAUCUGCUGGGACGCAUUUGAUCGAUCAGACACGUCCCGUUAGCCUCGCGCACUAUCCAUACCCUGGUGUUUCUGGAAUUCAACCAACACCGAUGGAGUUCUAUGGUACACCUGAUUUGUCUCAUGAUACAGGUGUUCCAAUCACCCAGACCUCGACAGGCAACUUGUCGACAGAACCAAUGAUGCCAUACGGCCACCCCUACUAUUUCAACUAUUGA
Molecule: messenger RNA, 1395 nt
Organism: Penicillium robsamsonii
Lineage: Eukaryota; Fungi; Ascomycota; Eurotiomycetes; Eurotiales; Aspergillaceae
Product: DUF2841 domain-containing protein
Exons: 4
Coding region: 1-1395 (464 amino acids)
Source: RefSeq, a predicted model, not a curated record